Molecule: messenger RNA, 3626 nt
Organism: Cannabis sativa
Lineage: Eukaryota; Viridiplantae; Streptophyta; Magnoliopsida; Rosales; Cannabaceae
Exons: 6
Coding region: 621-2474 (617 amino acids)
Source: RefSeq, a predicted model, not a curated record
GAAAGUCCCAGCGUAAAAAUCAGAAAUAAAGACUCAUAAUAAUAUAGUAGUAUAUGCUAUCUUUUAAGUUUGUGCCUCCUUUCCUCUUACCCCUUCCAUUGUUUGAUUACUAGUUAUAAUGUAGUUCAGUAAUUAUUACUCAAACAUUUGAUUUUCUUUAUCAACCAUCCCCUCAUUAUUAUGCCUAUCUUCCCUUAUUACAGAUUUAUAUUGGUCAAAAUUUUCAACUGAAAGUUGUGGUAGAAGAAGACUUAGGCAAUAUGCAACAUUAUUCGUUGGGUGUUGUUGUGUCUAUAUAAUGAUGGGUUUAGUUUGUGAUUGUGAUCUCUUAGUUGUAAUCUUUAGUCUCUUUUGGUCCCAAUAUGCAACUUAUGCAACUGAAAGUUGUGGUAGAAGAAGACUUAGGCAAUAUGCAACUUUCAAUAUUUUUCAAUUUUUUUGGUCCCAAGAUUUUGGGUAUCAUUGCCACAUUAAUGAUUAGGUGAGCUAUACAAAUUCUUAUAUAUGCAAAUGUUGUUUUUCUUCUAGAUAUAAAAUUUGAUGUGCAACACCUUGCUCUUCCUUUUUGAUGCCAAUUUUUAGACUACAACUCUUCACUCUCUAAUCUCAUCAUUUCAGAUAUGACGAAAGUAUCACCUAUGAAGAAAGCGCGAAGAGCUUCAUCAAGUCGUCAUCGUGGUGGAAAAAAGAAUGUUGUUUUUCAGGAUGUAGGUCCUGAAAAAUUUUCUUCUGAUGAUUCUCGCAUCCAUGUUACAUGUCAUUGGCACGGUUUUAAUUGUAUAAAAGAGUUUCUAAGCGAUUUACAGCUACAAAAGUUGAGAGAGUCAUGUUUUGGGUAUCUUUUUGAUUUGGAUGAAUCUCUCAAACCAGCACAAAUGAUUAUGCACUCUCUCUUACUUCAUCAAGAGUGCAAUUCUAAUGGGAAUGAGCUUCAAUUAAGUUUUAACAGCAACAAAGUGAAGUUCAGUAUUGUUGAGUUUGGCAUCAUUACAGGGUUGAAUUGCAAUGAAUUUCCCCCAGAUUCUGAUAUCAUUGAGCACCCAAAUCGAUUACUCAACAAGUACUUUUCUGGCAAUGAAUCCAUUAGCAGAAAAGAGUUGGCAGAAUGUCUUAUGAAAACCCGAAUUGAUGAUGAUGAUGAUGUUGUAAAAUUGACGAAGGUUUUCAUUGUGCAGAAUAUUUUACAAAGUAAGCGUGGCCAAUGUCAUGUAGACAAUUUUGUUAUGAAGUUGGUUGAUGAUGAACAAAUGUUUGAAAAGUAUCCUUGGGGUCGUCGUUCUUUCAAUGACACAGUUAACAGUCUUUCUACUGUUUUGAAUCGCCGAAAAACGGGAUAUGAGAUAUGUGGAUUCCCGUUAGCUUUUCAAGUUUGGGGCUUUGAAAUUCUUCCAAGUUUAGGUUCAUCUUUUGCAAUUAAGGUUGGAAAUAACAUUCCUAAAAUUUUAAACUGGAAGAUGACCAACUUGCAGCGUAGCUCACGCUUGAAAACAAUUUGGAAAGAAGUUUUCGGAAAAAAUAAGAUUACUUGUGUUCCUUUGGCUCCUGUGGAUGAUAAUAGAAGUACAACCGCUGAGCAAAUUGGAUUAAAUCACGACUCUUCUAGUCCAAGAAUGAAUGAUAGAAGGACAAAUUUGCAAAAAGAGAUUGAAGUAAAUCAUCAUUCUUCUAGUCUAAAAAUGAAUAAAGAUGAACACACCAUUUUGUUAAAGGAUUUAAUGAAAGAGAGUGCUUCUCUUAAAGCAUUAAAUGUUGAGAUUAGAGAAGAAAAUGUCGAAAUUAAGAAAGAAAAUGCUGAAAUCAGAGAAAAAAUUACUGAAAUAACAAACGAGAAUUGUGGAUUAAAAGAUGAAAUAGCUGCCGUGAGAAAACAAGUUGAUGUGUUCAUGCAAUAUUUUACAGAUCUUCUCGAGUUGAAGACAAGUUUCAAAAAUAUUGAGAAACUUGUAUUAUGGUUAGCGGAGAAUGGUGGUGCAGAGAAGAGAACUUGUGGAGAAAAAGAGAAUGCUAAAGAAAGCGGCGAAGAUCUUGUCUUUUUGAAUGAAAGUAAAAACACUUUUUCCCGAAGGAAUUUUCACGAGUGCACAAAUGAAUUGAAAUCUAGUAAUACUGUUUUUAGCAGUCCAGAUUGUCAUCCUAAUGUUGCAGAGAUUUUACAGGAUUCUAAUGUAAAAAUUCAUCAAAUGAAAGAAGGACAACAAGACAAGGAAGCAAAUGAGGGAUCUAGAAGCAUGGAUCAUGUCAAUGAUGAAGAUAAAGAAGUUGUAGAGGCAAACAAAAGUGGAAAAGCAAUAAUUGAGAGCGAUGAUGAUAUUCCAACCUUCAAUCUUUUAUCUCAAUCAUUUUCGGAAAAUGAAAAUGAGCCGUUGUGUGAAACAUUGAAGGUGUUACGUAGUAAAAGAAAGAGGAAGACAACCUUAAGCCGCUAUCUUAUUUCUCCAUUUGAGCCAUUGAAUAAACCAAAGGGCGCAAGAUAACGUGAUCACUAAAGACUCAACAUUCAACAAGUAUCAAUUUUUUAAUACUUCAUAUGUGUUUUUUCUAGUUAUUCUAAAACAAAAGUACAACUUCUUAGUUUUAACCCAUUUUAUAGUUUCUUAAUAUUAGUUUCCUUUUUUUGUUAUAUACUUAAGGAAUGCUUUUGGAAUAGGUACUUGAUUGAAAGACAUUCAAGGUUUACUAAAACCAAUUGAGUAAUACAAGAUAGCAAUUUUGCAAAAAAUUAUUAAUUUUUAUUUUGAAUGCUUUAAUAUAAUUUAUUUUCUAGGAGUCAUUGUCUAAACAAAUUCUUUGUUGUUAAAUGACACAAUUUUUAGUUUGCUUUUUUUUUUUUUUGGAAUUAGAUUAAGCUUUUAUUAUUAUAUUUUGGUAAACUUAGUGCCUCAUUUUAAUUUUAUUGUUCAAUUUCAUUUUCCCCACUUUCUUUGUAUCCAUUAUAAUAAGUUUGAUCCUAUCAAACUUAAUUUUAUAGUUCUAUUUAUGGGUGUGGAUUCAUAAUGUUUACCUUUUAGAAGGGAAUUGGUGGAAUUACUAAAAAAAAUUAAAAAAUCAAAUAGAUUUGAAUCAAUUUCUCUCAAUUAAAUAUUACAUUAUCUCAAGGUAUUUUUUUUUUUUUUGUCAAAGCAUCAUUUUAUUUUUUUGGCUUGCUACGCUCUUUGGGCAACUUCAGACUAAAGACUGGUUCUUGAAGUAUAAAAUUUGUCUUGAUAAAAAUUGUAUGAUGUGUGGUUCUGCUAAUGAAUCAAUAUCUCAUUUGUUCCUUAAUUAUUAUCUAACUAAUUGGUGCAUUUGUGAGAUCGAGAAAAAUACAUUAUACUAUAGGAUUGCCUUAUUAGCAUUACUAAGAAAUUCAGCAAGUUAAUGUUUGCUUGAAAUUAUGGUAAACAUGUCUUUUUAGGUAAAUUUAGUGACUUAAAUAAGGUAAUUCAAAAUGUAUUUAUCAUUAAAAUGGUAAACCCCAUUCUAAAGUAAGGUAAACAACAUGCUUAAGUAAAUUAAGUGCAUAAGGGAAAGUAAUUCAAAAAUAUAAUUUAUCAUUAAUAUGGUGACCUACUAUUCUAAAAUUAGAUAAAUAACAUAUUGUUCACCUUAAGUUUUUCUUUUUCUUUUUUUGGUUUUGUGAAAUUAUU